This is a messenger RNA of Parnassius apollo (apollo), 753 nucleotides long. NCBI's taxonomy places the organism in Eukaryota, Metazoa, Arthropoda, Insecta, Lepidoptera, Papilionidae. The record is from the annotation of a GenBank genome assembly.
AUGGCGUUUGCUGGGACAAAUAUCAGUUUGUCCCAGCCGGAUAUCACGCAGAAACUAACGGAGCGCAUAGACGACCUGAAGCAAAAGAUUGCUGCUUGGGGGAAGCGGAUUCGCCGAUUUGCCGAGAGGUCAAAGCGGUUCAACCAGAAUCGUCUCUUCCAGAGUGAUCAGAAGAGGCUCUACAAAUCGUUGGAGCGACCAGAGGUAUGUGGAGCGGGCCCAGGACCGGAUCAGGCUAACACUGUCGCAUUUUGGCGUGGCCUGUGGUCAGAGCCCGUAAACCACAGCGAGGGCCCUUGGACGGAAGUUGUGGCGAGUCAGUGUGCGAGUAUUACGCCCAUGGACCCCGACAUCAUAACGCCGGAUGACGUAGCUGAGGCGGUCCGUAGAGCCCCGAACUGGAAAAGUCCGGGACUCGACGGACUGCAUCACUACUGGCUGAAGGGGUUCAUGGUGUGUCAUGCUGUGCUCGCCCGUCAGUUUCAAGAGGCUCUCAACCAGAAGUCGCUCCCUAGCCUCUUCACUACUGGGAUCACUCAUUUGGUUCCUAAAGACCAGAUAAUAAUGAACCAGACAAAAAUCACCUUACAGAGUCUGAAAAUAUGCUCACCACUGCCAACUCAAGUUACAAAUAACACAGUUGGCUACCCAAGAAAUAAAAAACAGGCUGCAGAGCUAGAAUUACAGAAAAAUAAAAUACUUUUGGAAAAAGCUACAUUAGAAUUGGAGAUUUUAAAAAACACUACAAAAUAA